This is a messenger RNA of Musa acuminata subsp. malaccensis (wild Malaysian banana), 3366 nucleotides long. Lineage: Eukaryota; Viridiplantae; Streptophyta; Magnoliopsida; Zingiberales; Musaceae. The record is from RefSeq and is a predicted model, not a curated record.
GAAGCAAAAUCUGGGAACACAUCCGAUGGCACUGACGGAGGAGACUAGUAAUGGGAAAAAGAGGGACAGUACGCAAUUGGAGAAUGAGAAUCCAAAAGAAUUCAGGUCUAUCUCGGAUGUGUGCCCGGUUCAGUCCCAAGUUCCCUUGCUCAAAAAGAAGUUCGAGGGGAAAGAUGGCCUCGCAUAUGCCAACAUCCUUAGGUCACGAAACAAAUUUGCAGACGCUCAAGUUUUGUAUGAAAAUAUCAUCGAGAAUGAUAGCACCAAUGUGGAAGCCCUUAUAGGCAAGGGGAUUUGUCUCCAAAUGCAGAAUCACUUACGGCAAGCAUUUGCUUGUUUUGUGGAAUCAAUUAGACUUGAUCCACAGAAUGCAUGUGCCCUCACUCAUUGUGGAGUUAUUUAUAAGGAUGAAGGUCACCUGUUGGAGGCUGCCGAGUCAUAUCAGAAGGCUCUAAAGGCAGAUCCCUCAUAUAAACUGGCUGCAGAGUGCCUUGCUAUUGUUUUGACAGAUCUUGGAACAAGCUUAAAACUUGCUGGUAACACAGAUGAAGGAAUUCAGAAGUAUUUUGACGCUCUUAAAGUGGACGGUCACUAUGCUCCUGCAUAUUAUAACCUUGGAGUUGUGUACUCUGAGAUGAUGCAAUAUGACUUGGCUCUUGGCUGCUAUGAGAAGGCUGUUGUAGAGAGGCCUCUAUAUGCAGAAGCAUACUGCAACAUGGGAGUCAUUUAUAAAAACAGAGGCGACCUGGAGGCUGCCAUCGCUUGCUAUGAAAGGUGCUUGACCGUGUCUCCAAACUUUGAGAUUGCCAAGAAUAACAUGGCAAUAGCUUUGACAGAUCUUGGAACAAAGGUAAAACUUGAGGGUGAUAUAAACCAAGGUGUGGCAUAUUACAAGAAAGCUUUAUAUUACAACUGGCACUAUGCUGAUGCAAUGUAUAAUCUUGGUGUUGCAUAUGGUGAAAUGCUGAAGUUUGACAUGGCAAUUGUGUUUUAUGAACUUGCAUUACACUUCAAUCCUCAUUGCGCGGAGGCUUGCAACAACUUAGGAGUUAUCUAUAAGGACAGGGAUAAUCUGGACAAAGCUGUGGAGUGUUAUCAGAUGGCCUUAUCAAUCAAACCAAACUUCUCCCAAUCGCUAAACAAUCUUGGUGUGGUUUUUACUGUUCAGGGUAAAAUGGAUGCUGCUGCCAGCAUGAUUGAGAAAGCCAUUAUUGCAAAUCCAACUUAUGCAGAAGCGUACAAUAACUUAGGGGUUCUUUACAGAGAUGUGGGCAAUAUUUCUCUGGCGAUUGAAGCAUAUGAGAGGUGCCUCCAGAUAGAUCCUGAUUCACGUAAUGCGGGCCAGAAUCGUUUGCUUGCGAUGAACUACAUAGAUGAGGGUUUGGAUGAUAGACUUUUUGAGGCUCAUAGGGAAUGGGGACGGCGCUUUAUGAAUCUAUAUCCGCAAUACACCAGUUGGGAUAAUCCAAAAGACAUGGAGCGACCACUAGUAGUUGGAUAUGUGUCUCCUGAUUAUUUUACCCACUCUGUUUCAUACUUCAUUGAAGCACCUCUUUCACACCAUAACUAUGCAAAUUACAAGGUGGUUGUGUACUCUGCUGUUGUGAAGGCAGAUGCUAAGACUCUUAAAUUUAAAGAUAGGGUUCUGAAAAAGGGUGGGCUAUGGAGAGAUAUAUAUGGUGUUGAUGAGAGGAAAGUUGCUAGCAUGGUUAGAGAUGAUAAAAUUGAUAUAUUGGUGGAGCUUACUGGUCACACUGCAAACAAUAAAUUGGGGAUGAUGGCAUGUCGACCUGCUCCUGUCCAGGUUACUUGGAUUGGUUAUCCAAAUACAACUGGUUUGCCUACAAUUGACUACCGAAUGACAGAUGGAUUAGUUGAUCCACCAAAUACAAGGCAGAAGAACGUUGAGGAACUAGUUCGUCUGCCAGAAUGUUUUCUUUGUUAUACUCCUUCUCCUGAAGCUGGUCCUGUUUCACCAACACCAGCUCUUUCCAAUGGCUUUAUCACUUUUGGAAGCUUUAAUAAUUUGGCCAAGAUAACACCAAAUGUAUUGCGAGUCUGGGCAACUAUACUCUGUGCGGUUCCAAAUUCCAGACUUGUUGUCAAGUGUAAGCCCUUCUGUUGCGAUAGUGUAAGACAGAGGUUUCUUUCAACCUUGGAGCAGAUGGGGCUGGAAUCUUUACGUGUUGAUUUAUUGCCUCUUAUUCUUUUUAACCAUGACCAUAUGCAAGCAUAUUCCCUGAUGGAUAUCAGCUUGGAUACAUUUCCAUAUGCUGGAACAACUACCACAUGCGAGUCAUUAUACAUGGGGGUUCCAUGUGUCACAAUGGCAGGUUCUGUACAUGCUCAUAAUGUCGGUGUCAGCCUUCUAACUAAAGUUGGUUUGGGGCGCCUGGUUGCCAAAACAGAAGAGGAAUAUGUUAAGUUAGCAUUACAACUGGCUUCUGAUGUCUCGGCUCUGGGGGAGCUAAGAAUGACACUACGAGAACUUAUGUCGAAGUCUCCAGUUUGUGAUGGAGCAAAGUUUACACAAGGACUGGAGUCUACAUACAGAAAUAUGUGGCAUAGGUAUUGCCGUGGUGAUGUACCGGCCACCAGGCACAUAGAAUCCCUGAAAGAUCAACCACCACUGUCUGACAAGAUCUUGGUGAGGUUUUCUGAACACAAAACAAGCAAUGUUCCAGAACAGAAUCACCAGGUGCAAACAAAGAUGAAUGGUGUUACCCCAAAUCUCUCAUUGACCCCAAACAAUGCCAGCUGUGAGGCAAAUGGUAAUUGCUGAGACACAUCGUGGAGAGCAAGGUGCAUCUUGAUUUGCUUGAGCGGUACUACACUGGAAGCCGGCACUUGCCGUUGCAAAGCAAAAUACAUGUGAAUCAAUUGUGUUCUAUUUUGGCCACAUUUGGCGUCUAUGGGUACCUGUAAGUCAAUUCUCCAGUCAUGUCGGAAUAACACAGGCUAAUUAGGUGAGAUGGCAGCAUUCUUUGGAAGGAUCGGAGCAGCUGCUUUGAAUCUCUCUCUCUCUCUCCCUCUCUCUCCCUCUUCCCUCUGUGGAAGGUAGAAGAACCUGGGCCGGGGAUAGUGCCAUGGCUGAAGGUUGAUGAUUGUAACAAUGGCAUGUCUAAAAUGGAAAAAAAUGAAUCAUACCAGAUUUGUAAAUUCGUAUGUAGACAGAAACCCAUUUGUGGGAAUGAAUUAUUUGGGGAGCCCCUCUUGGCGAUAGGUAGCGUUGCUGAAUAGUGGGUGAGUGCUAUGGGGAGCUCAUAAACUUGGUGAAGCAUCUUCGUUACAAAGUUGCUUAACUAUUUGUAAGUUAAACUAUUUUUCUUCUUUACAAGCAAACUCAGUCUUUAUUAGCAUUUUUCA